AUGCCUGAUUUCAAAUACGCCAAGCCUCAAGUCCUGUCGCGGUGCAUCCUGGAUACCAAAGACGCCGAAUGGAAAAGACUCGUAAAGACAACAUAUCUCGACCCAAAUGGAGUCCAAAGAACCUGGGAGUCUGCCGAGAUGCAGGUGAAUUUCAACUCCCUAUCUCAAAUUUUCCCAUGUCAUAAAGAGAAGAAGAAUAUAGCCACGAUCAACAAGUCCACCACAGGUCCGGAGCUCAUCCUCCUAAAACAAUACCGACCUGCUCUGGAUAAAGUGGUCAUCGAGAUCCCGGGGGGACUGAUAGACCCCGGAGAAAGUGUCGAGCAGUGCGCGGUGCGAGAACUCAAAGAAGAAACCGGAUAUGUGGGAGUUGUGGAUAGGACUAGUAAAAUUUUGUUUAAUUCUCCCGGGUUCUGUAACAAUAACUUCAUUCUAGCGUAUGUGGAGGUGGACCUGUCUCUGGCGGAAAACCAAUCCCCGAAAGCAGAGUUGGAGGAGGAAGAGUUCAUCGAGGUUUUUACGCUGCCUCUGAAAACACUUUUCUCAGACUUGAAGAGGCUCGAGAGGGACGGUUUCGCGAUCGAGACUCGGGUUGUUGCGCUCGCGGAGGGGCUCGAGUUGGCACGAACGUGGAGCUUGUGA
Messenger RNA from Aspergillus tanneri, 642 nucleotides. RefSeq lists its product as uncharacterized. The transcript has 4 exons. Gene Ontology annotation, molecular function: ADP-ribose diphosphatase activity. Lineage: Eukaryota; Fungi; Ascomycota; Eurotiomycetes; Eurotiales; Aspergillaceae. Gene Ontology annotation, cellular component: cytosol; nucleus. The record is from RefSeq and is a predicted model, not a curated record. Gene Ontology annotation, biological process: ribose phosphate metabolic process; nucleoside phosphate metabolic process. The coding region runs from base 1 to 642 and encodes 213 amino acids.